This is a messenger RNA of Mollisia scopiformis, 5519 nucleotides long. Its product is annotated as AAA-domain-containing protein. Bases 269 to 5311 code for a protein of 1680 amino acids. Lineage: Eukaryota; Fungi; Ascomycota; Leotiomycetes; Helotiales; Mollisiaceae. The record is from RefSeq and is a predicted model, not a curated record. The transcript has 3 exons. Gene Ontology annotation, biological process: positive regulation of transcription by RNA polymerase II. Gene Ontology annotation, molecular function: histone binding; chromatin binding; ATP binding. Gene Ontology annotation, cellular component: nucleus.
CUUCACCUUUUCCUUGUGCAUUGCUCACACAAUUUCAUCCAUCAAGUCGACUGCGACACUUUGUCUCGAACUUGUUUCUGUUCUCGAUUCUUUCAACUGUCUCGUUCGCGGCUACAAUGUCAACGAGAGUCGCAUAAACUCGCAGCCAAUCGAUACCCAGAAAAUGGUUCAUGAACAAACGCAGCAUCUCGCAUUUUCAACAGAGCAUCGUCGCGAUUUCUAAACUUGCUUCAAUCUCUCGAGUCUAUACCAGUCUGCCGAGUUCGUCAUGCCCGCGAAGCGCAAGGUUGACAACUUUGACCCGAACAAGUCCGACUCUGCGGACACCGACUUCGAUCCUUCACAAGCCAGGGCUUCUCCCAAGAAGUCUCGCAAGUCGACAAAGAGGUCCUCGACAGGACAGAAGAAGCGAAUCAAAAAGUCGAGAUACAAGGGAUCUGACGUAUCGGAUGACGGCGUGUCAGACAGUCUGCUAGAAGAUUCAUUUGGUGACCCGAGUGAGAGUGAGGAGGAACCGAUCGAGAUGAACGAAGCGACUGGACGAGCUGUCCGAAAGGCUACAAAAAAGGUUCAAACGUACGAGGAAUCGAGUGGUGAUGAUAUCGAAGAAGAGCCAGUUGUCGGUGACAUCGACGACGACUCGGACGAAGAGGUCAUUACACGAGGGAAGAAUAACAAGCGUUCACGAGCAGCAGUCUCGGAUGACAUCGAGUCAGAGGAAGAUACACGACGCAAAAAGCCUAAGACAAAAGUAGUUGUACUGAAGCUGAAUACGCAACCCACAUCUAGCACCGGUCGUGCCCUUCGAGGUCGGAAGGCGAGCGCUGAACUUUUAUCUGCUGGCCUCCCUUUGACGACGCGCAGAAGCACUAGAGCCCACACUGAAGAAGGGGACCAGCCUAUUGCUUUGUCAGAUUCAGGGCAUCAUAUCAUCCGCGAAGGUCGCAGUCCAGAACCCAUAGGACGAAGAGGCACUAGGGGCGGCAAGGGAUUGAAACAACCGGCAUCUACGAUCAAGGAAGAAAUUCAUGAAUCUAGCUCCCAUGAACAAGGUGGCGAGAGCUCUGCAAAACCUAUGGAGAUAGCUGGAUCCGAUGACCAAGACGAAGCCGAUGCGGCUAUCGAGGACGAAGAAGAUAAUGAGCCAGAUGCUGAAGACUCAACAGACGAACUUGCAAAACCCGACGAAGAGGAAGCGCAAGUCCCGCCUCCCGCAGAUGAUGAGGACGAGGAUGAAGACGAUAUGCCUGUCGCACGCCCAGGUCGCACUAGAGGUUCGAGGGCUGGUAUUGUUGCAGAGGAAGAAGUCGAAGAAGUUCAGGACUCAUCAGCAGCACAGAACACAGGGCGCCGUCUGACUCGUGGUUCCAAAUCGAAACAAAAAUCCGGCGCGGACGCGAGUAGCGACUUUGAUCCUGGCGAGGAAAAUCUAAGUGAUGAUGACAUGUCUGAUGGCGCAAACAAGAAGAGCAAAGCUAAAGAUGAUGAUUCUGAUACGAGUCCGGUCAGAAGAGGCAGGCGUACCACACAGGCGAAGUCAAAGAGCAGCUCUAGAAGACGGGCAAGCCCCGGCUCGGAUGCUGAUGAGGUCUUGGAUAAGGAUGAGAUGCUUGAUGAACUCGAAGAACUGAGACCUGAGCGCCGACGACGAGCUAGAGACGAUUCGCGAAUUGCUUAUGAAAGCAGACCAGGUCGCCAGCGCAAGCCAGUAGACUACAGCAUCAAACCUAUGGACCAAAUAUAUGCCCAAGACGAGGAUGCCGAGGAUGCUGCACCAACUCCAUCUCGGAGACCCAAUAGAGGUCGCAACGGCGCAAGCCAGGCUUGGGAGCGUAACCUUUUCACAACCUAUGGCCCUUUCGGAGGCGGUGGAGGACCUGCACCAGCCAUCAGCGGUCCAUGGGGCACUGGUGCUGCUGGUGGCGUUGAUUCCGAUAGUAGCGAUGAUGAGACAAUGCAGAGACCAUCCAACGUUGGCGGCAAUACUGGCAUGACUCCAACCUCAGCUGUUCCUCCUGGUCUUCUUCCUGGCAUGGGACAAACGAACAACGCAGAAACAAUUGCCGGACUCUCAGGCACGCCUGCAAACCUCGGAAAGAUUAAGAGUCAAAAGGCUUUGGCAGAUGCGGAUCCCCUGGGUGUCGAUCAAAAUGUUGAUUUCACCAAGAUUGGCGGUCUCGAAGGUCACAUCGAUCAGCUCAAAGAGAUGGUGCAGAUGCCACUGCUGUACCCCGAGCUAUUCUUGAAGUUUCACGUUACUCCCCCACGAGGUGUCUUGUUUCAUGGUCCUCCAGGUACUGGUAAGACCCUCUUAGCAAGGGCUUUGGCUGCUCAAGUUGGUUCCGGAGGCAGAAAGAUUACCUUCUACAUGCGAAAGGGUGCUGAUGCAUUGAGCAAAUGGGUCGGUGAAGCCGAAAGACAACUCCGUCUCUUAUUCGAGGAAGCAAGAAAAACACAACCUAGUAUCAUCUUCUUUGAUGAGAUUGAUGGUCUCGCACCAGUUCGAUCGAGCAAGCAGGAGCAGAUUCAUGCAUCUAUUGUCUCCACACUGCUUGCUUUGAUGGAUGGUAUGGAUGGCCGAGGACAAGUCAUUGUCAUUGGUGCUACCAACAGACCAGACAACAUCGAUCCGGCUCUGCGACGGCCAGGUCGUUUUGACAGAGAAUUCUACUUCCCCUUGCCCGAUAUUGAUGGUCGCAAGUCAAUCAUCAAUAUCCAUACCAAGGACUGGGGUAUUGAUGAUGCAUUUAAAACCUCACUUGCACACAUCACUAAAGGCUAUGGUGGUGCUGAUCUUCGCGCCCUAUGUACCGAAGCAGCAUUGAACGCAAUUCAGCGCACUUAUCCCCAAAUAUACUCAUCGAAUGAUAAACUAAAAGUUGAUUCCGACAAGAUAAAGGUUACUGCAAAGGACUUCAUGCUUUCUGUUAAGAAGAUGAUACCAUCCUCUGAGCGGUCAACAUCAUCCGGUGCAGCACCACUGCCAAAGACCGUCGAACCACUGCUGCGGGACCAGUUGUCACAGAUUGAGAGAAUCCUCGAUGGGUUGAUUCCUAUCAAGAAGAAGACCACAGCUCUCCAAGAAGCAAUGUAUGAGCAAUACGAUGACGAGGAUCAAGGCUUCGGAAGAGAAACUUUGCAGCAAGAGUUCGAGAAAUCUCGGGUCUUCCGUCCACGAUUGCUAAUUGGUGGUGAGCCUGGCAUGGGUCAAUCUUAUCUUGGUGGCGCAAUUCUCAACCACUUCGAGGGUCUGCAUGUUCAGAGUUUCGAUCUGCCAACGAUAUACAGCGAUUCUGCUCGGUCUCCUGAAGCUGCAAUCGUACAACUAUUUGCUGAAGUGAAGCGACACAAACCGAGCGUCAUCUACCUUCCUGGGAUCGAAACUUGGUACCACACUCUCAGUGAUGCCGUAAUCACCACAUUCCUUGGCUUGCUCAGAGCAAUUCCGCCCACUGAUCCAGUUCUGGUACUCGGUAUUACCGAUAGCCCCCCAGAGAAAGUUAGCCAGGACCUCCUCCGAGAUCUAUUUGGGUUCUCGAGAAACAAUCGCUUCAUGAUCAGCCGUCCAUCCAAGCAACACCGAAAGGAAUUCUUUUCUACGAUCAUUGAAUACGUGAAGAAAGCUCCCAAGGACUUCCCUGAGCCGUUGAACCGCAAGAAGCGUAAGCUCGAGGUCUUGGAACUUGCCCCGCCACCACCACCGAAGGAACCCACCAAAGAAGAAAUCAAGGCACAGAAGAAGAAAGAUCAUCAACUACUGAACUUGUUGAAGGUGUCAAUACAACCGAUCAUGGACCAAAUCCAGCGGAAGUAUAGAAAGUUUAGAACACCCGUGAUUCUACAGCAUCAGAUCCAAUAUCUUCUCGACGAGCUUGAUCCUGAUUACGUUCGUCCGGAUAUUCUGCCGUUUCGACCUUUUGAAUUUGGCAAGGACAAGGACGGUGUACCAGGCCUUCGUGAGACCGCCACUGGAAAGUUCUUUUACAAUUUAGAAACAACCACAAUCGAGGAGCGCCUUUCGAAUGGAUACUAUGCUCGACCAAAAGACUUUCUUGCGGACAUCCGCUCUUUGGCCAAGGAUGCGAAGCACAUUGGCGAUAAGGAACGCACCCUUAAGGCCAACGAACUUCUAACGAAUGUUGAGGUCGACAUCGCCUCAAUAGAGGCAAACCAUGUAUUCGCUGACUGUGAGAAUGUGUAUCAACGACAAUUGCAACGAACUAAAGAGCGGGAAGAGAAACACAAGAGGCGUAAAUUAGACGGAGAACUUGUGUUUGACCCUAUCGUACGCUCUGAUAUUGCAGGUAGUGGCUUGGGCUCGGAUCAGCAGUCUUCUGGCCCUCUUAUGCUUGGUGAAGCUAUACCCGGAAGACGACCUCCGGUUCUAGCGCCAUUGGUCCACACACCCAGUGGCUUGUCGAAUGGAUUUUCUGCCGAAGCAGGCCAUGCCCAUGAAAGCAAUGGUACAUCGGUUCCUUCGCAUGCGGGACAAGACGUUCAGAUGGGUGAUACCGAUGAACAGAAUGUGUCGCAAGGCAUGCUACCUCCACAUCAACACAGUAUGACGAGCGGUCCGUCUGGUACAAGACCAAACACGCAGAUUUCUCAGCGGUCCUUCUUCCAAGCAAUCUCUCACGAUACUCCUGUGAAAGACAUUCCUAAUGACGCCUCGACUACCACAUCUGGGAAGAAGACCUCGGAUGGAUGGAGCACCCAGGCUACAAAUGGGGUCACCAACCAGCAUUCUUCUAGUCCUGUAGAACGAGGAGGUGAUUCUCAAUUACCAGAUACUCAACGCAAUACCCAGAAUGACAGCAGCAGCGAGGAAUGGAUGCAUUCUCAAGCUCACGCGUUGGCACGUGGAACCCUUGGGCAAACUAUAACUUCGCAGACACCAAGCUCGGGCAGUCAGACGUCUCAGAAUCCUGCUGUCCCACCGUUCACCUCAGGUCCUCAUAUGCCGACUUCGAAGUCCCAUCCAAGUUUCGCGAAUCUCUUGAACGAUUCUCCAGUCGAGCCAUCCUCUACUCAAAUGUCUUCUCAAAAAGACUUCAUUAUUGACGACUAUUUCGUUGACGACCUGCUGAAGAGAUUGGUGGAGGGCUCAAGCGGAUGCUCGAUCGAACAACUGGAGCAAAUCAAUCGAGAACUAAUGGAGACGCUUUGGAGGCUUAGAGGAGAGUACAACCGCAACCAAGUUAUUACCGCGCUGGUACAAAUGUUCAAUGAUACGAUCACGGAUAUCGAGGAGAUGCAGAAGGUGUUGAAUGCGAGUCAACCUACGCCUACGAAUAGCCAGCUGCAUGCCUAGAGUGUACGAUGAGCGAGGGCAUGGGUUGGGAAUGGAAUGAAAAUGACAGGGAGUAUGGAUUUGCUUUUAGUGAGUGGAAUGAAAAGAGAGCGAAGACGGGGACGAUGGAAAGAUGAUAUUUCUUGUAGUUUAGUAGCGCGCCCAGAAUGGAUGACAUGGGUUGUCAGUGUAGUUGCAUCAGACGAUAAUAGAAAGUCUCUGUUUCCAG